Messenger RNA from Vespa mandarinia (Asian giant hornet), 5202 nucleotides. RefSeq lists its product as uncharacterized. NCBI's taxonomy places the organism in Eukaryota, Metazoa, Arthropoda, Insecta, Hymenoptera, Vespidae. Gene Ontology annotation, molecular function: protein binding. Gene Ontology annotation, cellular component: extracellular matrix. The record is from RefSeq and is a predicted model, not a curated record.
AAGUUCGAGGAUCGAAUACAUAAGCUUAUGUGUGUUUGUCUGUUAAUACGUGUGAUGUAUGUGUGUGUGAUCAAGAGAGUAGGUGAAAAAUAAUGUGUGUGAGAGAGAGAGAGAGAGAGAGAGAGAGAGAGAGAGAGAGAGAGAGAGAGAGAGGGAGAGAAAAGAGAUGUGAAGAAGAAGAGAAGGACAGAUAUAUUAUGUGUCCCUAUGCCAAUCCAGAUCAUGUGUGGAGAUGAAAGAGACAGAAUACCUUUCACUUUUCGGCCAUAUAGAUCUCUUUCUUUUCAAUAAUAAUAUGUCAUCGCGGAAGGAAUUUUGGUUCGUCGGUGUUCUAUUUUGGAUCAAUUGUAUCUCUAUCGUGAUCGAAUCUUACAAUGUACCGUGCACCUUUAAUACUAUGUGUAUGUGUUGGGUGCAGGAUGAUGAAGAUUUCACGAAGAUGGAUAUCACUUGUAUGGGAGUACCAUUUGCUAGAUUUCCCGACGUGUCAGUGAGUUAUGUCGCCCAAUUGGACAUAGUCGGAUCUGGGAUGCAAAUACUCGAUAAUGAUGCACUCGAAAGUUCAAUUGGCGUCGAAGCUUUGGGAUUAAUGAGUAAUCGACUUGUCAGUAUCGGUGAUACCUCUCUUCGAGUCGUAGCCGAUAGUCUUCGUUCGUUGGAUCUAAGUUACAAUGCUUUAGAGGAUAUACCGUUUAGAACUUUUGGAGAUUUGAAAAAAUUAAAUUGGCUGAACAUGCACAGCAAUCAUUUGACAUCGCUCGACGGUGACUGGGGUUAUUUGAAGAGUACAUUACGCAAUGGUUUUUUCGGUGAUAAUUCUAUCAUCGAAGUACCGAAAAUAUUUUCUACCUUCGAUUCGCUCGUCUGGCUCAACUUGGACAAUAACAAUAUUGAAAAUCUUGCUGAGGAAUCUUUACCACCUAACAUUCAUACACUUAGCAUGAAUAAUAAUCUUCUUAAAUCAUUUCCAUCGUCGUUAGGUACAUUGAUAAACCUAGAUUGGCUUUAUCUUCGUGGAAAUGAUAUGAAGCAAUUGGAAUUACCGGUAUUCCAAAGUUCAAGCUUGGAGCUGAUCGACGUUAGUGAAAAUUCGAUCGAAUGGAUCCAUGCUUUAACCACCGCUAAUAAAACACUUAAGAUCAAUGAUUUCAAUUUGGACAACAAUAAGUUGACAUCUUUACCUACCGGUAUAUUUGAUCGUUUGGAGGCUAGAAGGAUUCAUCUUUCGUCUAACGGCAUUAGAAAUAUCGACGACGAUGCCUUUCGUAGUUUGGAAAACAGUUUGGAGUAUUUGAACUUGGAGAACAAUGAUUUACCAUGCGUGCCGGUUGCUAUCAAUGGACUCAAACGAUUGUCCUAUCUUUAUUUGGCCAACAACGAUAUACGUAAUAUUUCGAGCGAGAGUUUUCAAAAUUUCGCUGAAAAUUUGAAGGCUCUUUCGCUUGCCACAAAUAGUUUGGACGCUGUGCCUUCAGCUGCUUUAGCCAGGUGUCAGAGAUUGCUUCAUUUAAAUCUCGGUUAUAACAAGAUCUCUCACGUGGAGUCAGGCGAUUUCGAUUGGGCCGAAGAUCUCGAGAUUUUAUUACUUCGUAAUAAUUUCUUAACCAAACUCAAAGCGGAAGCAUUCAAAGGAGCAGGUAAAUUGAAAGAGCUCAGUUUAUCAUUUAAUCAUCUCACUGAGCUCGACGAUGACUGUUUCAUUGGGAUCGAAAAGAGUCUUGAUAUAUUGGAGCUGAGUUUUGCAUUUGCAACGGACAAUUUUCCACAACGUGCAUUAAGACCUCUGAGCAAUUUACUUUGGUUGGUUCUCGACAAUAAUAAUUUUCAAUCGAUCGAACCAACAGCUUUUUAUUCGUUUCAACAAUUGCGUUACAUCAAUCUGGAAUCUAAUAGAUUGCAUUACCUACCCGAAAGAAUAUUUUUAUCGACCGUUCAUCCAGAAUUGAGGGACGUCAAAUUGGGAUAUAAUUUUCUCGUGAUGAUACCAGAAUCGACAUUUCAUAAUCUGACCGAAUUGAGAUCGUUAGAUCUUACUGGUAAUCGCAUAAAAAUUCUCGUAUCCGGUUCCAUCAUGGAUUGUCCAAAAUUAGUGACGAUAUCAUUGGCAUACAAUAGAAUAUAUAAAAUGGAUAGAAAUGUUUUUUACGGUCUGUCAAGUCUAAGAUUUUUACAUUUAGAAUUCAACAGAUUGACCGUCUUAGAUUUAGAUGCUUUCUCAGAGAUUGGUGGUACUGAGUUUGCAUUGAACGUUUCUUACAAUGCCAUAUCCUUCAUCGAUUCUGGAUCAACGACGAACAACUUGACUCAUCUUGACGUUAGUUUCAACAAUAUCACGCAUUUACCAACCGACACGUUUUGGGGUACACCGGACUUAUUGACCCUCGAUCUACGUAACAAUUUUAUUACCAGUCUCGAAUCAGGAACUUUUGCUCUGAAUCAACUGCAAGUAUUGAAUCUUCGGAACAAUAAGAUAGAAGGAUUAAGAAAACAAUCAUUUUAUGGUUUGCAAUCUCUUCAACAACUUGAUUUGGGUAACAACGAGAUAGCUCAAUUGUCUACCGAACAAUUCAGAAGCUUAAAAAAUUUAAGGAUCUUAAAUUUCUCUGGUAACAAAAUCCGAUCUUUACCUAGGGACGUUUUCGAAGGUACUAGAUUGGAGAUUCUCGAUCUUAGUCAUAACAAAUUCACAGUCGUACCAUCGCCAUCGUUUAUGGAAGUUGGUUACACCUUGAGAGAUUUAAACAUGGCCGAUAAUUUUUUGGAUCAUUUGGAUUCGACUGCUUUUCCAACGUCGCAAAUGAUAUCGUUGAAUUUGGCACGAAAUCGAUUGACCAUUUUACCGGACAAUUCGUUUGUGUCUUUAGGAAAAUUGUUGAACCUGAAUGUCUCCCAUAACACACUUCAAGCAAAUUUCAAAGAACUCUUUCAUUAUCUGCCUAAUCUCCGACAACUUUCACUUGCCAAUUCUGGAUUGAGAAUUAUCUCACCUUUUCCAUUGAUAAAUCUGAAUAUUAUAGAUUUGUCCUUUAAUAAUAUCGAGAGCACAACCGACAGUCAGUUUCAGUAUUUGAAGAAUCUCAAGAUAUUGCUGUUAACGAAUAAUUCGUUGACAUCGAUGCCAAGCGUCAGAUUAAAUUUACUUAGGGAACUUGAUGUUUCUAGUAAUCCAAUAGAGGAAUUGACGAAGGAAAGCUUUUUCGGUUAUCUCAGAUUAGAAAAGUUGGAUUUGAGAAAUUUGAAUAGAACGAGAGCAGUCGAUACGGAUUGCCUUCGUUCUUUGAGAUAUUUGAAGCAUCUUAAAUUGCAAACCUGGCCGUUAGCUGAUGGAUUCAAUCUUCGUGACAUGGUGAUUGGAUUACCAUUGCGAACGAUCGAGAUACAAGUGACGGAACACUUGUUGAAGCAUCAAAUACAAAAUGCAUUCACGAAGCAAUUACGAGAAUUAACGAUAACCGGUACUGAUCUAGAAGUGAUAUCUUCCGAAGCAUUUUCUACGAUCGAAGGUGGAGAAUUGAUACUAAGGAUAAAGAACACGCGCGUAAGAAGAUUCCAAUCUGAUAUAUUCCUAUCGCUGACAAAGCGAUUGACACAGCUGACAUUGGACUUGAGGAACAAUCACAUUAACGAGUUGAGCCCAUCGAUCAUAUAUGGAAAUCUUUCUUGGGAGACUGUUGGUACCAACAUGGUCGCAGGUGGACUACAAGUAUCAGGGAAUCCUUUGGAAUGCGAUUGUGAGAUAGCUUGGCUUAGCUUGUGGCUACGAAGAUGGCUUCGAGAAUCUCGUCAGAUUCAUACAGCGUCUCAAUCAGACGCUAGACAAUUAAGAACUAUUGCUGGUAGAGCUGUUUGCACCGAGACAACACCUUCAUAUUCGUCUGAUAAAGUUCUUUUAACUUUGGGAACGCCUCAUACCGCAUGUCAGGCAUCUGCACUUAGCUCUGGCAAUUACGAGAGAUUGGCUAGGACUUGGUUAGCUCUUAUUCAACUCAUCGUAUUGUUGCUUUUUGCUAAAUGAUUCGUUAUGUUUCAUCUCUGAUGAAAGAGUUAACCGUUUCGUAAUUUUGUCACACUUUGAGCUCGAGAAAGCAAUCUGAAAAUCAAGGACAGAAAGAGUGUGUGCGAGAACAAACAAAAAAAAAAGAAAAAUAAAAAAGCGCCUCGGAUUUGGUAUACAACGAACGUGCGUUCGAAUCUCAGAAUCUUUUUAACUUUGAUUAAAAAGUUAGAUUAGCUGACGGAGUAUACGGAGUAUCGGGGAAUGCUUUGUAUAUACGUACAUAUGUGUAAGCGUGAGCACGUAUGAUGUGCGUAUGAAAAAGUUAACACGUAUGAAUGAUUUCUUUUUUUUAAAUUAAUAUUAAUUGUUUUUUAAUUAUCCAAUAAUACACCUGAAAAUAGGCAACGCUUUAUAAUCCGUCGUUAAUUACAAUUAAAAGUGUUAUUUAUACAUAAAAAAUUUUUUAAGCUCCUAUAUACAUGUUACUUCGUACAACAUAUGUGUAUCAAAGGGUUGCCUACCACAAGGGGUUUAAAAAACCGUGUUUUAUCGAUAAACGGCAACCGAAAUUACAAUUAUCGACGGAGUAUGAAGUAUUGACUGACUAUAGGAGUUUUAUUCAUUCUAAUUUCUACAUGAAAUUAAAUGAUAUCAGACUUAGAUUAAGCUCGGUUAGAUCGUGCCUAGAAACUGCCAAGAGGUAAUUUCUUUUUUUUUUUUUUUAAUAUUCGACUAUUUUUCAAAUAAAUUUCAUAUAAAUUAGAGCAAAGAUCAAACGUUCGAAAGAAUCUUCUUUUUUCAAGUGAGAGUAUGUUUGUCGUGCGUUGAUGAAUGAAAAAUUAACAUAAAAAAAAAAAAAGAAAAAAAACAAAAUGUAAAUUAACAAUUAUACAAAUUUUUAUGUAACGUUAUACAUCGAAAUUGUCACCUCUCGUUCGAUCCUUUUAAACGAAGUUAUUCUAAACGAAAAGAAAAAAAAAAGAAAGAAAAAGAAAAAAACAGACAAAAUAACAAAAAUUCAGACGAAAGAUUAGAAAUUGUUCGGCAUUAGAUGUCUGUUAUAUUUCUCUUUAUUUACAAACAACUAUACCUCGUGAUUUCGUCCAUGCUUUAUACAAAUGACAAGUAAAAAGGGAGGUUCUCUUGGAAGGGAAUAGAAAUAUAUCGCGUGUCAAAAAGAACGACGAAAUAAAAAAAAAAAAAAA